This is a messenger RNA of Endocarpon pusillum Z07020, 231 nucleotides long. RefSeq lists its product as uncharacterized. The coding region runs from base 1 to 231 and encodes 76 amino acids. The transcript has a single exon. The record is from RefSeq and is a predicted model, not a curated record. NCBI's taxonomy places the organism in Eukaryota, Fungi, Ascomycota, Eurotiomycetes, Verrucariales, Verrucariaceae.
AUGUCCUCCAACACCAAGAACACCAAGCCACAAGAGACCACCACCACGACGAAGAUGCCAACCACUGCCUCGACUAGCAAAGAAGGCGUGAGAGACAUGCUGCUCGAGAAGUAUCCCCCCCUCAUCCCCGAAUCUGGAUCUGCUCUUGAGAUCACCCCCGUCCCCUCGACAAGAGUGGGCCCCUUUCCGAUGGGAUCAGGAUUACUUGGAGCUAGCAGAUCCCUUUGCUGA